This is a messenger RNA of Cyclospora cayetanensis, 783 nucleotides long. RefSeq lists its product as uncharacterized. Gene Ontology annotation, cellular component: RNA polymerase complex. NCBI's taxonomy places the organism in Eukaryota, Apicomplexa, Conoidasida, Eucoccidiorida, Eimeriidae. The coding region runs from base 1 to 783 and encodes 260 amino acids. The record is from RefSeq and is a predicted model, not a curated record. Gene Ontology annotation, biological process: DNA-templated transcription initiation. The transcript is spliced from 2 exons. Gene Ontology annotation, molecular function: nucleotide binding.
AUGAAGGUUUCGGAGGAGCGCUGCGAUAUUAUCACAAACAUGGAGGUAAUGCUACUCCUAGUGCAGCAGCAACAACUACUACCCUCGGUUGACAGUUUACUUCGCUGUGCAAGCAAACCCAGUUCAACAACUUCGGGCAGCUUCUCCCCUAGCGAAAACUCCAAAGCAGAUCCCCGCAACAACGGUGACCGUGAAGAUGGAAGCUUUGGGCAGACCGAGUCCCCCGUCGAGCGCUUCAGGUUGGAUCAUGUCAAGGAAUUACUCUACCAACACAUGUUCAAUCAACUGGUUCAGGACUAUAUUCGCAAAACCUGUCCUUAUCUGCACCUUGUGCGCGUCCCUUCUGAUUUUCGCCACUCAACAGAUCGAUUAAGGAUUCAGCAAGGCGUGCGCCAUGCUACACGACGGGCGUUCGGGUGCGCUACUGGAGGCAAGCGUCCCACUGGGAUCACUGCAAUUCGACAUGGGGCACUAUCCCCAUCAAUCAGCCGGCGUUUUCGUGAAUGCCUUGAUGCCCUGGUUCAUCGAUUUGGGCUCACAGAACUCGAAUUGCUAACAAUUGUGAACCUUGGGGCAUUCAAACCUGUCGAGAUCUAUAUGUUCCUGGAGGACUGCUCCACCAGGUUCACGGAAGAAGAUGCUGCGGCGAUGUUGAGUUUGAUAGAUCUUGCGCUAGUGCAGCAACAGGCCCUCCCAACGUUACCAGAGGGUGCUAUACCGGCAUCUGCGGAGGUUCAAACCCAAGAGGGCCUCAAGAAUGCAAGUCCAAGUGCCCGAUCGUAG